AUGAGUCGUAGUUCCAAGGUCGACCCACAAGUGAACCGCGCCCUCUUCGUCAAGAACCUCUCCUACAACGUCUCGACAGAAGACUUGUUCGAUCUCUUUGGCAAAUUCGGACCCAUCAGACAAAUCCGCCAAGGCAUCGCCACCAACACCAAAGGCACAGCAUUCGUCGUCUACGAAGAUGUCAUGGACGCCAAAUCCGCUUGCGACAAGCUAAACGGCUUCAACUUCCAGAACCGCUACCUCGUCGUGCUCUACCACCAGAUCGAGCGCUCCGUCAAAGCCGCACAGGACCGCGCCGCGACUGCGUCAAGUAGUCAGCCCGACCUCGCCGAGCGACAGGAGAACUUAGAAAAGCUGAAACAAGAGCAUGGGAUCGAUUAG
Messenger RNA from Neohortaea acidophila, 381 nucleotides. Its product is annotated as pre-mRNA branch site protein p14. The record is from RefSeq and is a predicted model, not a curated record. The transcript is spliced from 3 exons. Gene Ontology annotation, molecular function: mRNA binding. Bases 1 to 381 code for a protein of 126 amino acids. NCBI's taxonomy places the organism in Eukaryota, Fungi, Ascomycota, Dothideomycetes, Mycosphaerellales, Teratosphaeriaceae. Gene Ontology annotation, cellular component: cytoplasm; nucleus; ribonucleoprotein complex.